AUGUUUAAACCUAAAAAUUAGAAAGAUCAAUAAUAACAGCCAUUUUAUUUGAGUUGGUUUACAAAUUAAGGGUACUUUAAAUUGAUUGGUAAUUCAACUUAGUGAAAACCUGAAACGAGGAGGUACAGCACCGCACCAAUCUAGAAAGGAUAAAAUGCCUAUUAAGAGUCCAUAUUAACAACCUUUGAUUGCAGUUACACAUAAUGUUCCAAAUCCAUAUUUAAAAACUAUGUGAGUAGUAUUUUCAAUAACAUAGAUCAUAGCCAAAAAGUUAUUAAAAUAAUAUCUAGCAGAUUUCUAAAAUAUAUGCAGGUCAAUUUUAAGGUACAGUAAAAAGAAGAAGUCUUGAAAAACGAUAUGAUGAUGGUCCAAAAAGUGGUAGAGGAUCAUUUAAGCCAUCAAGAACAUUUACUUAACAAAUUUCUAGACCCUUUCGUUUCUCAGAGUAAUAAUAGAGUAGACCAUAAACUCAAUAAAUGAAUACUUUAGAACCCAAAUUAAAUUGUGAAAACUUAGUAAUGGACAUUAAUGAUGAUGAAUAGCUGACUCCUAGAGAAUAGGAGGAUAUUGAAAUAGUUGAUAUUGAAAAUAAUGAUGAUUAUUCAAAUUAAUCAGAUGAAGCAGAUAGUGAUGAGCAUUAAAACUUAUAAUUACCUACUUAACAAUAAGAAGAAUAAGAAAUUCAAAAAAAUGCAUCUUUUGUACAUAAAUAAACUGAAGAACCAAUUGCAAGUAUGAGAAAAGCAACCGCUAGUCUUAAUAGGCCUUAAACAUCUGAAGGUGCAAGAAGAAAAAGAUUCAUGAAUUCAGAUAAAAAUGAAUCAAAACAUGCUUUUGAAACAAAGCAAUCAGAUUUUGGACUCUUAGAUUAUGAACCUAAUGUUAUUUAAGAAGAUGAUUCAGAGAAUUAAGAAAUUAUGCCAAUAUACUUGAAUUAACUGAAUUCACCUAAAGUAUUAAAUUUUAUCCAUAAUAUUAUUAAGGAAUUGCUCUCUAUACGUUCAGGAUAAAGAAGAAAGUAAACUGAAUAGGCUUAGAUGGAAAAUUUAGAUAAAAAUGAAAGACCUCCUUCUAGACAUAAAACACCUCCUAAAGCAACAGGACUAGAAUUACCUAUUUAAUCAGGCAAUUAGAAUACUAAUAGGGAUGGAAUAGAAAUACCAAUUAAAAAUAUGUAUGCUUAAAUAGAUGAAUAAAGUAAAUAUUUUAUUAUUAUUUCAAGGCAAUAAAAAUAAUAAUAUGGGAAAUAUUAAAAAUAAUGAUGAAUUUGAUGAUUUUGAUUUGGGAUUCUUCAAAAUGAAUAACAAAGUUAAUUUAAAUAAAUUUCAACAAAGGGAUGGAUAUCAAACUGAUGAAGGAAGUAUUUUAUUCUUAAUUAUUAAGAAAAAUAAUCUUCUGGAUAAAAACAUCCUUAAUCUGCUAAUUUAAAAUAUAAUGGACUAGGAUUCUAAAAUGUUUCAUAUUCUCCUAUCAAUAAUUAAAUCACUUCUGCUCAUGGUUUCAGAGCCAAUGAAGAAUAAAUAGUUAUCAAAUAUAAUGCUAGCUCAGCUUUAAAUAAGAACUAUAGUAAUUAACCAGUUAAAGUGCCAUUCCAAACUUCAUUGGAUUAAGACUUUCUAAGAUUAUUUGCUAAUGAUUGA
Paramecium pentaurelia is the source of this 1640-nucleotide messenger RNA. The record is from the annotation of a GenBank genome assembly. Lineage: Eukaryota; Ciliophora; Oligohymenophorea; Peniculida; Parameciidae.